This is a messenger RNA of Telopea speciosissima, 1907 nucleotides long. RefSeq names its product transcription factor bHLH110. The record is from RefSeq and is a predicted model, not a curated record. The transcript has 7 exons. Gene Ontology annotation, cellular component: nucleus. The coding region runs from base 322 to 1596 and encodes 424 amino acids. Gene Ontology annotation, molecular function: DNA-binding transcription factor activity, RNA polymerase II-specific; RNA polymerase II cis-regulatory region sequence-specific DNA binding; protein dimerization activity. Gene Ontology annotation, biological process: regulation of transcription by RNA polymerase II. Lineage: Eukaryota; Viridiplantae; Streptophyta; Magnoliopsida; Proteales; Proteaceae.
GUUUUUUGAGGUGGUAUUCAGCUUUCUUUUGUUCUCUCUCUCUCUCUCUCUCUCUCUCUCUCUCUCUCCUCAUCCUUCCUUCUUCUCUUCUUAAAUUCAAACUCCCUUUCUUUUCAUGAUUUCUUUAAGUGGAGAAGAGAGAGUAAAGAAGAAACUUAAGUAAAAAAAAAACCAAAGUUGCUAAAAAGCUAGAAGGGUUUGUGGGUGUCACCUGAACUGUUCCUUGAUCCGAAUUGAGUGGGAGAUUCCUAAGAGCCUAGUUAAAUCUUAAUUUUAACUACUCGAUCAUCUUGGGAUUUUCAAUUCCUUUAAAAUAUAUCCAUGGAGUCUGCAAAUCUAAAUCUCCAUCACCAGCAUCAUCAGCUCCAAGAUCAGCUUAUUGGGUCUUCUUCUUUAUCAACCCCAUCUUUCUAUGGAGUUCCCACCACCCGUUCUUGGAACUCAAAUCUCAGUUUGAGUGAUGGUGACUUCAAUCCAAAUGUCAGUGGAGUACUUCUCUCAAACCCUAGGGAUUCAAGGCAAAACAAUAGCAGUCUAGAGUCUCCUCUCAAUGCUUCUAUGAUUCAAGAACUAGGGUUUAAUUGGGCUAAUAAUGCAGGGAGCUUCACAAACCACUCAGCACAUCACCUUCAACUGGCAAAAAUCAAGGAGGAGUUCUCAGAUUCAUUACCCAAAUUUAGUGAUUCAGUUAACAAUCCAUCAAAUCUUGAAGAAUUUCAUUUGCCUUCUACUAGGUACAUUAAAGGUGAGCAACAAGAUUUCCAUGAACUAGGUGGGAAGAUCUUCUUUAAAAACUUCUCAUCUGGUAAUUGCCAAAGCAAUAUUGGACCACAGCUCUCAGCUGGAGACCUAUACUCUAAUGCUCCUCAAAGUUGUACCAGUUUUGGAGGAAACUUAAACCAGAUUUUUCCAACUAGUAAUAUUUCAUCGAACAUGAAUCCGUUGCCGCCUUCGACAUUCUCGAGUUCCUUGGAUAUGAACUUGCAAGCCUUGGAUCUGUUGAACUCAACAAAAUUUGGUGGGAGUUUCAGCCAGCUUUCACAAAAUAAUAUUGACUUAUCUAAAGAAAGGUUCUCUUGCAAUCCAGACCAUCUCCAAGAUUCCUGUCAUAAACCCCCAAACAACCUCAACAAAAUAUCAUCCUUCAAGAAUGGAGUUGCAGAAACAAAGAGACCAAGCAAUUUUCCAGAGGCAAAGGCAUCUCAUGGAGCAACCAACAAGAAGGGCCGGUUUGAAUCCCGCUCUUCUUUCCCACCCUUUAAGGUUAGAAAGGAGAAACUAGGAGACAGAAUUGCAGCUCUCCAGCAGUUAGUGGCACCUUUUGGGAAGACUGACACAGCCUCAGUAUUAAUGGAAGCUAUUGGGUACAUCAAAUUCCUGCAAGAACAGGUUGAGACGUUGAGCCUACCCUAUUUAAAGUCAUCUCGCAACAAGACUUGCAGAACAAUAUCGCAUGGGGGAUCGAGCGAGGAAGACAGAAAUGAAGAACCAAAGCGAGAUCUUAGAAGCCGAGGGCUCUGCUUGGUGCCGCUCUCAUGUACGUCCUACUUGACCCAUGACAUUGGAGGUGUUUGGCCACCUCCUAACUUCAGCUAAUGGAGGCAUUUAGAAUGAAACAUGAAUGACUCUUUGUUCCUCAGCCUUCUCCUCCUUGGCUAGCUUUGAACCUUCAUUAUCUUUCUUUGGCUCAUACUUUAAGCAGUAAUGUCCCAACUCAAGUAUCAUUUAGUGGAGCAAAUUUGGUCAUCUAGUAAAAAAUUUCCAGGAUAGACCAAAUUUGAUCCAUUAAUUAUCCUAAUUUGUAAGAUUUAUGUUCAUUAUUGAUUAAAAUUAGGACUCCAUUACAAAACAAACAACAUUGUGCUAAUUCUAUUGAGAAUAUUAGCUUUCCCUUUUCUUCCAUAAAC